Messenger RNA from Nymphaea colorata (pocket water lily), 1391 nucleotides. RefSeq names its product bark storage protein A-like. The record is from RefSeq and is a predicted model, not a curated record. Gene Ontology annotation, biological process: nucleoside metabolic process. The transcript is spliced from 7 exons. NCBI's taxonomy places the organism in Eukaryota, Viridiplantae, Streptophyta, Magnoliopsida, Nymphaeales, Nymphaeaceae. Bases 16 to 1308 code for a protein of 430 amino acids. Gene Ontology annotation, molecular function: catalytic activity.
UGAAAUCUGCUCUGGAUGCCUGCCGAGCACCUCAAAAGAAGGUCCAACUACCGCCAUUUCAGCUGUUCCCAAUCAUGCGAUAAAAUGAUAGAAUUGCCCUCCCCACUUUUUUGUUUCAUCGGCUCAGAUUUGCCCACACCACCUGAUCUUUCAAUUUCUGCAAACCCAAUUUCGCCUUCUCGCUCGAUCCCCUCCACUGUCCAGUCCGCCGGCAUGUUCGUCCUCCCGCUCAAGACGAACACCCCUGUGCGAAUGAUGGCCAUGGCCAGUCAGAAGCUCUACGGUCGGAGGGUUCCUCCGUCGUUUGCCUUCUUCCUGGCCUUUGCUUUUGCCUUCGUCCCCUCGUCGGCGCUCCUCUCUCGGCAAGCCCACUACGGCCUCGCCCAGCGAGUCAAUGCCGAUGGACCAUACAUUGGUUUGGUCAUGGCGGAUGCGGACGAGGAAGCCGCCCUCGUCGCCACCGGACUGUUCACACCUAGAACCGACCUCCCGCCUCUCGAGUUCAGCGGUAGAAGGUUCAACGUGGGGGACAUAUUUGGGGUUAAUGUAAUCUACGUGAAGUCUGGAGAAAGACGGAUGAACGCAGGAGUCACUGUUCAGAUCCUCUUGGACGUCUUCGACGUUUGCGGGAUCGUUCACUACGGAACGGCGGGAAGCGCCAACGACUCUUUGACGGUCGGCGACGUCAGCAUCCCCAAGUUCUUCGCCUUCACCGGAUCCUGGAAGUGGACGAAAGCCACCCAUGCUUAUGGAAGCCAAACAGCAGAACUGGAGUUUGGGGCAUUCAAUGUCCCCAUGAAGGGAAACAAUUUAUUAGGGAAAGUGGAAUUUCAAUCAGAGGACUUCUUCUCUGAUGGGCAUGAAAUGGAGGAAGUUUUCUGGCUUGAGCUGCAUAGUGCUUGGUACAAGGCUGCUGAGCAGCUUCAGGAUCUAGUACUUGAAAGGUGCAUCAAUGAAACUUGCUUAUCUGAACAUCCGAAAGUUAUUGCUGGUCUCAAAUCUUCCACUGCCGAUAUAUUCGUAGAUAAUGCAGCUUACAGGGAUUUUCUCUUCCAAACGUUUGAAGUGUCUACUGUAGAUGAAGAAAGUGCAGCAAUUGUCAUGACUGCCAUGUCGGGCAACACGCCAGUGAUCGUCUUUAGAGGGGUAUCAGACCUAGCAGGAGGAGCAGCAGCAGCGGCAGGAUCUGCAGCAAAUCACUUGUCCGCUAGCCUAAGCGACUUAGCAUAUGUUAAUUCUGUGAAUGCUUCUAUUGAAUUCAUAAGAAAAGUUGGAAGCAGCAGCAUGAGAACAGUUAGUUCUCGCUAAAUAAUUCUGCAUGGUCGGUUCUAUUUUCAAACUGCAUCAUCUGAAGAGUUUGCAAUAUCCAAGCUCAAACUUCUCAUCUUCAA